Molecule: messenger RNA, 4217 nt
Organism: Dalotia coriaria
Lineage: Eukaryota; Metazoa; Arthropoda; Insecta; Coleoptera; Staphylinidae
Product: macoilin-2-like
Biological process (GO): neuronal signal transduction
Cellular component (GO): rough endoplasmic reticulum membrane
Source: RefSeq, a predicted model, not a curated record
UUUUGGCGCCGUUCGUGCCGGUUGCCGACUUGCGACGACUAGUUGAACUCGGAUCGACAUUGGCUGCGUUCGGUGUAGUUGCUGCAUGCCUUUUGUGCGGUCGAGUUGACAGGCAGGCUCGGUUGUGUGCGUUGUUUUUCCGAGCGAAGGACCUGGAACCGCGAGCGAGGAGCCGAAAAGUGCAUCUCGGUUCUCGGCGCGAAGCGUUCCAGCCGCCCGGACAAGGAAGAAGCGGUCGUCGACGGUGUGCAGAAUUGCGGUGGCGAUUGAUCGGCGGUGCUGCGCCGCGCGUGUGCAUCCCCGGAGUGAGUGCGCGAACGCCGCGAGCCCCCCGGACAUCGGGCGCCGCGGCACUGCAAGGGGCGCUGAAUAAGCAGCGCGUCCAGGUGCCCUCCGAGUUCGACGCCACGGACCGGACUAGCGCACUUGGGCACGACCAGUGCGAAGAACUAUGAAGAGACGGAAUGUGGAAGUCGGUAAAAUGAGAAGACCCAUGAAGCGGAGCAAGAUCCCCGAAGGACUGUAUGGCAGCACACUGCUUUACUUCAGGUUCUUCAUCCUCUGGGCGCUGGUGAUCCUCGCCGACUUCAUUCUCGAGUUCCGCUUCGAGUUCCUCUGGCCAUUCUAUCUGCUGUUGCGGUCCGUCUAUGACUCCUUCAAGUAUCAGGGGCUCGCCUUCUCCGUUUUCUUCGUCUGCGUGGCGCUGACCAGCGACAUGCUCUGCUUCUUUUUCAUCCCGGUGCAUUGGCUGUUCUUCGCCGCCAGCACGUAUGUGUGGGUGCAGUACGUGUGGCACACCGACAAGGGCAUCUGCGGGCCAACGAUCGUGCUCUGGAUGCUGUUCGUGUACAUCGAGGCGGCCGUGCGGCUGCGGGAUGUGAAGCACAUGCCUGGUCACAUGGAUCUGUGCCGCCCGUUCGCGGCGCAUUGCAUCGGCUACCCGGUGGUGACGCUCGGCUUCGGAUUCAAGUCCUACGUGGGUUUCCGUAUGCGGCAGAAAAAGCAGCGGGAUGUCGCCAAGGAGAACGAAUUUUAUCUACAGUUAAUGCAACAGGCGUUGCCGGCGGAGGCGGUGCAUGCUGAAAUGCAGCAGCCGGCUGUGCAAGCGCCUGCGGCUGCCACAGCCACUGCUUCCGCUGCGCCCGUGAAGCACACGCACAAGUUGCACAAUGGGAAUGUACCCAACGGGCUGCACGCGAACGGUGUGCCGCAACAGCACCAUCCACCUACGAAUAAAGCGCACCGUCGAGGGGUAAUAGUGAAUGAGAAGGUCAGAGAGCACGGGCACGACCACGACGAGCAUCAGCACACUACAACGCCCACGGCUAAUGGCGCAACGUCUACGAAACGCCAUGGCGGCAGCCACAAGAUGAGCAACGGCGUGUGCAGUGUGUCCACCGAAGAAGUGCCCGGCCAUGAGACGCCGGAGGCGAUUGUAAAGCCUGUAAAUAACCGCAAUCGACGCGAGCGCAAAGAACAGUCGGACAAAGACAACCGGGAGCACCAGGAGUGUCUGCUGCGUCUCGAACAGGAGUCCAAGCGACUGCGAUUGGAAAUCCAAAGUAGUCGUGCCAGCGAACAAGAAUUACGCUUACAGGUCGUCGCUUUGACGACGACGGAAAAAGUUUCGCGAGGAGAGAUGCUAUUGCAGCAACGCGAGCUCGAAGAUCUCCACGCGAAGCUACAGAGCGCCAACUCGUCCAAAGCGCAAGACAAACAGACUAUUAAUAGCCUAGAGCGGCGACUCGCUGAAGAGCGACGCGUGCGAAACGGCUUGGAGUUGCAGCUCAACCAGGAGCGCAAGAGUCGCAAACAGGAGGAAGCACGCGCUGCGGCGGCCGCAGCUCAGGCACAGAGUAUUCGCGCCGGCGAAUGCACCGAUCUCUGCCGGCAGCGACGGCGCGAACUCGAGUCGGACGUGGCUGCCAUGCGAUCCACGCACAAAUGGUACGAAAAUGAGGUGCAACUCAAGGACCGCGAUGGCGCUGUCAUGGCCGACAAACUACGCGAAACUGAUCUGGUGAUUUCCGCGAUGCAGGAGAAGACUCAGCACCUGGAGAAUUCGCUUUCGGCCGAAACGCGCAUCAAACUUGACCUGUUCAGCGCUCUCGGCGAAGUCAAACGGCAGCUGGAAAUCAAAGACAAUUUCAUCCGCGCGCAAGAGAAGGAAAUCGAGGAGCUCAAGAGCAAGAUCGCACAAGUACUGGCCGUCAUGCCGGACACGUACGUUGGCAGCCGGCCGAGCCACAUGAUGUCGCGCGUCCGUCUCAGCGCAAACGCAGGCAUUGACCGAGGUGACAAUUCACCCGGCUCAACCCUGGAUCCGAACGCGACGGCCUAUACCCCGAAAGGCUCAUUGGUCGCCUCCACCGAGGCCUAGGCCAUACGCCGUUAACCCCUCGCCCGACCUGAUUCUGAUACAAACAAUUCUACUGAUUCGAGGUAACCAAGCGGAACUUACCAAACAACUAACACAAACGCUGCUUGCGAAAGUUGGGAAAGGACGUUUAGGUUUAUUUUAGUUCGACUUGCGUUUUAGUUCGAAGCUGGAUUUGAAACGAAUCGAUUGAAUACAAUCAAAAAUGCGCGUAAUUUUUGAAUCUCACAAUUUGAAACGUUUACAAAAAGGUGAAAAAGAAAAAACAAACAAACAAACAAAACACUAACAAUUGAGAAACACAAUUUACUUAAUUACAUGUAACUUGUAAGCUUUUUUAAUGUGAUAUACUUAUUUAUACUGAUAUGUUAGUUAACUACAUUAACUAUUAUUGACAAUUUUGCGCGCGCUGUCGGAAAUGCUUCGGCAGCGCGAAUUUCGGUUGAGAUUAUACAUUUUUUGCGAAACAAUCAAAGUCACACACACACGCAACACGUGAGUUGAUAACCAGAACGCGCCUGGUGGUGACUCGGAACCUUUUCAAAUGAGCAAUGAAUAGACGAGCGCCGUGAAAACUUUCGAAUUUGUUUGCGAAAUGCGCCCGACGGUCGCGCGUCGCCAACGAGGGGGAAACAAUGCAAAUUGUUCAUGGACUUCUCCUAAUAUUUUAACACUUUGUAACGUUAGUUGCAUAUGAAGCAUACACACACACACACAGCUAGUCUUAAACUUGAAGCGAUACUUGCGACUUUCCAGCCAUGGCGGCGCCGCGUGCGCAUUCUUCAUUUAUUGUUACUAUUAUUAUUAAUAUUUGUGUAAUUUAUUCUUUUAUUUUUGAUCUCUGCAUUCUCAUCAUCUCGUGUGGACAAGACGCAUGACACAUAAACACACACACAUACACUCACUCACAAAACGAUUACCCUAGCGAUAAGGCAUUCGCUUAACAUUCGUUCUCUCUGUUAUAAUUAGUAUUAUAAUUAAGCUGUUUUUCUUGUGCACGCAAAGCGUGUCGCGAGAUCAACAUCUUGGAUGCGCGUGCAUCGAUUGCGCUCGCAUUUUAAACGUCGACGCGAACAUUGCAAAUGUUUUCUGUCUGUCUGUGCCGAACGACUGCCAUUGCCGCGCGCGUGUGCUUUCUUUCUUGUUUUGUCCGCGCAACGCCGGAAACCGCUUCGUUUCGGUGCUCAACUUUCAUUCAGUUGUCACACGUUUUGGAGAAUGCCGGCACGUAAUGCAACAUGCAUCUCGCCCACUGUCACUGUGUGACGCAACGUUGAACACACCAGACAAACAAGACACAUGUAUAAAUGCAGACAUUCGUUUAUUUACAAAACGAAUUAUUUAUUGCCAUUUCGUCUCAUCGUGGCGAAUCGAUGGCCACGUUGUAAUAUUUACGAUUCGUCGUUUUGUUCCGAUUCAAACAAAUGGAAGCGACUAAGUACUUAACGUCUUUGAAGAUGACUCGGAGAUUGUCCUUCGGAGUUGAAGACGAACUAAGAACAUAUAACCAGUGAAACGCAUAAACUCAACGAGCACCCAAAUGAUAAAUCAACUCGGAAAACUGUAUACCGUGUUAAUUCUUCUGAUUUUUUUUUGUAAUUUUAAUUUUUUAAGUACUGCGUUCGGUCUAGUGGUGCGUUUAUUUUGUUUUGCCAAUAUUAUUGUUUAGUUUCUCAUCUAUCAUUUGAAUUAUUUGAUUCAUUUUGUGUUUGACAUUGCAAGACCGAAACAAUCUGAGUUUUUUUCGAUCUGAAGAUACGAUGGUGAUGCGUUCGAAUUUUAUUUUGUUUCCUUUUUUAUUAUAUGCGAAAAUAUAGUUACGUUUCGUUGCAUUAUUUUA